This is a messenger RNA of Emys orbicularis (European pond turtle), 2426 nucleotides long. It is a transcript of the gene CPT1A, whose product is annotated as carnitine palmitoyltransferase 1A. Gene Ontology annotation, cellular component: mitochondrion. NCBI's taxonomy places the organism in Eukaryota, Metazoa, Chordata, Testudines, Emydidae. Gene Ontology annotation, biological process: carnitine metabolic process; fatty acid metabolic process. The record is from RefSeq and is a predicted model, not a curated record. The transcript has 19 exons. Gene Ontology annotation, molecular function: carnitine O-palmitoyltransferase activity. Bases 114 to 2426 code for a protein of 770 amino acids.
GCUGGGUGCGUGUGCGUGUGUGAGCGGCCGACCGGCGCGCGCUCUGGUCCGCCGCUUGUCCCGUAGCUGUCCGUCCCCUCAUCGUCGCCGCGAGCUCCGAACACUUUUUGAAAAUGGCAGAAGCCCAUCAAGCAGUAGCGUUUCAAUUUACAGUAACUCCAGAUGGGAUUGACCUGCGAAUGAGCCAUGAGGCUCUCAGACAGAUCUAUCUUUCUGGUCUCCAUUCCUGGAAAAAGAAGUUCAUCAGAUUCAAGAAUGGAAUUAUCACAGGCGUGUAUCCUGCUAGCCCGUCCAGUUGGCUUAUUGUAGUAGUGGGGGUGAUGUCAACAAUGUAUGCCAGAAUUGAUCCUUCUUUAGGAAUAAUAGCUAAAAUCAACCGGACCCUUGAUACAACUGGUUAUAUGUCCAACCAAACGCAGAACAUUGUGAGUGGGAUGCUUUUUGGCACAGGGCUGUGGGUAGCCCUUAUUAUGACAAUGCGAUACUCACUGAAGAUGCUGCUUUCCUAUCAUGGAUGGAUGUUUGCUGAACAUGGCAAACUUUCCCCAGCAACCAAGAUUUGGAUGAGGCUGGUAAAGCUUUUCUCAGGUUGUAAACCAAUGUUGUACAGCUUUCAGACAUCUCUGCCACGACUGCCGGUCCCAGCUGUUGAAAACACUGUUAACAGGUAUCUGGAUUCAGUUCAGCCACUUAUGAAUGAUGAACAGUUCAAAAGAAUGGAGGGUCUUGCCAAAGAUUUUGCAUUUAAUCUUGGACCAAAACUACAGUGGUAUUUGAAACUGAAAUCCUGGUGGGCCACAAACUAUGUUAGCGACUGGUGGGAAGAAUAUAUCUACCUAAGAGGACGUGGGCCAAUUAUGGUUAAUAGUAAUUACUAUGCAAUGGACUUUCUGUAUGUUGUUCCCACUUCCCUGCAGGCAGCUAGAGCAGGUAAUGUUAUCCAUGCCACCCUGCUCUACAGGAAAAAACUGGACAGACAGGAAAUCAAGCCAAUUCUUCUGAUGGGAUCCACUGUUCCACUCUGCUCAGCUCAGUGGGAGCGAAUGUUUAAUACCUCCCGUAUCCCAGGAGAGGAGACAGACACUAUCCAGCACAUGAAGGACAGCAGACACAUUGUCGUGUAUCAUAAGGGCCGUUAUUUCAAAGUCUGGCUAUAUCAUGAUGGUAGACUGUUGAAGCCUCGGGAAAUUGAACAGCAGAUGCAAAGAAUUUUAGAUGACAGUUCAGAACCUCAGGCUGGAGAAGAGAAGUUAGCAGCUCUUACUGCAGGAGAUAGAGUACCCUGGGCUAAGGCUCGUCAGGCCUAUUUUGGACGUGGAAAGAACAAGCAGUCUUUGGAUGCUGUGGAAAAAGCAGCUUUCUUUGUGACUUUGGAUGAAACUGAGCAGGGCUACAGGGAAGAGGAUCCAGUGACUUCAAUGGAUACAUAUGCAAAGUCUCUUCUGCAUGGCAGUUGUUACGACAGGUGGUUUGACAAAACAUUCACUCUUGUAGUGUUCAAGAAUGGCAAAAUGGGCCUGAAUACAGAGCAUUCUUGGGCAGAUGCUCCUAUUGUUGGACACCUUUGGGAGAAUGUUAUGUCUUCUGAUUGCCUUCAACUGGGCUAUACAGAGGAUGGUCAUUGCAAAGGAGGCAUCAAUCAAAAUAUUCCUUUCCCCACCAGACUACAGUGGGAAAUCCCUGAAGAAUGCCAAGAAGUGAUUGAGAGGUCCCUGUGCACUGCGAAAUCUCUAGCAGAUGAUGUGGACUUCUGUUCUUUUCCCUUUGAUGCUUUUGGGAAAGGGUUAAUCAAGAAAGCCAAAAUAAGCCCCGAUGCCUUUGUGCAACUUUCCCUUCAGCUUGCUCACUAUCGGGACAUGGGAAAAUUUUGUUUAACAUAUGAAGCCUCUAUGACCCGCCUGUUUAGAGAAGGCAGGACAGAAACAGUGCGCUCAUGUACUACUGAAUCGUGCAAUUACGUUCGAGCCAUGGAAGAUCCAACCCAAAAUAAUGAAAAGAGGUGUAAACUACUCAGGAUUGCUGCUGAUAAACACCAGCACUUGUAUCGCCUUGCCAUGACUGGUGCAGGCAUUGACCGCCAUCUGUUCUGCCUUUAUGUGGUGUCCAAAUACCUUGGUGUUGAGUCUCCUUUCCUUAAGGAAGUUUUGUCAGAGCCUUGGAGGUUGUCAACAAGUCAGACACCACAGCAGCACAUUGAUCUGGAGAAGAACCCUGAGUUUGUAUCCAGUGGCGGAGGCUUUGGACCUGUUGCUGAUGAUGGUUAUGGUGUGUCUUAUAUUCUUGUGGGUGAACACCUCAUCCAUUUCCAUGUGUCCAGCAAAUUCUCUUGUCCUGAGACAGAUUCUCAUCGUUUUGGAAAAAACAUCAAGCAAGCAAUGGUUGACACCAUAGCUUUAUUUGGCGUUGGUAUGAACUCUACCAAGUGA